Suillus bovinus is the source of this 183-nucleotide messenger RNA. RefSeq lists its product as uncharacterized. The record is from RefSeq and is a predicted model, not a curated record. Lineage: Eukaryota; Fungi; Basidiomycota; Agaricomycetes; Boletales; Suillaceae. The annotation marks the transcript as partial. The transcript has a single exon.
CCCAUGACAUGCUCAGCAUUUCUUGCUCGUUGCAAUAAGAUCUGGGUUUCUCAAGUCUUCCCAAGCCCGCCUGGUCAUGUCUUUCAUAUUAGGGGUGCAAUGGAGCUACUCCUGCAGGGGGUUCAUCCUGAUGUUAUGUCCACGCAAGGAUGCUGGUCCUCAGAUGCUUUCUUGGAAUAUUGG